AUGAGUGGUCAAAGAACCGGCAGCUCCCAUCAGGCCAAACGCCCGCGACUCGGCGAGCGUACCAUGUUGGCCUGCAUCGGUUGCAAGCAGAAGAAACUCAAGGUCAUAUUCAAGUCUCUUUCAUACAGAAACAGGACUGACUCAUUCAUAGUGCGACGGACAAAGUCCCAAGUGCCAGAACUGCACUGCCUGGUUGAAGACCCCGGCACCGGCUUGCAUCGCCCGCGCGACUACAUGAAGUCGCUGGAGGCCCGCGUUGCCUAUCUCGAAGGUCUCUUACAGCAGGCCCGGCCUGAGGUCGCCCUCGAUCACUUUGGUGCCAACAACGAGGGUGGUGGUCGUGAUCGUGGUCGUGAAGUAGACCAGCACGCCAGCGCCACCGCCGCGUCGCACAACGGCGGCCCUACGCAACCAAUGUCCAUCAUGCACAUGCCAUCUGCCCUCGCCCCGAACCUCCAGGCUCACCACUCGUCGUUCGAAGACGUCGACUUCUCACGGGCGCUGCGGGCGCCUUCUGUAGAUGCAGAUGAUCACCAUGUCGACACCUUGUCGUCAGAGGUUGCGCUGCUCUGCCUUAGUGCGGCCGGCCGAGAGCCGCAUUACUUUGGUCCUUCUUCUGCUGUUUCCUUUUCGCGCAUCGUCAGCGCUACCAUGGGCCUUGCCAGCACUGGCGGAAGCUCACAGCAUAGCCAUGCAGGUCGCGGGAAGGAUAUCAACCCUGAAGUCGUCCGAGAGGUUCCAUUGAGGUUACCGUCGCCGACUCUGAGGGCAAACUUGUCAGAAGCAUACUUUAACAACAUACAUCCCCAGUACCCAUUUCUUCACAAGCCGACGUUCCAGAUUUGGGAAGAGACCUGCCUCAAAGCGAGUCUCGACGGAGAUUUGAGCAGUGUUAACGGAUCAACGCUUUUCUUCGUCUUGAUGAUUUAUUCAAUAGGGUCUUUAGUCCUUGGCCAAAGCCAUUAUGAUGCUGCUGAGGUCGCCCAGUCGGUAUUCCUGACGACUCUAUCGAUGUUGAGGGCGCACCCGCUGUCGGUCUUCACCUCUCGCUCCUGGUUCCAGCUCGCCUACGACCACUCGAUCCUAUUGUUGUACCGCCAUUACAUGAUGGGUGGAUUACCCGCAAAUCACCCCACACCAGAUGGUACUGGCGGCGGCGGCCACGGAGCAACCCUCAACGACAACGAAGCCACGGAGCGGGUGCUGGAAGAGUGCGCGGUGCGCGCGCGGGAGAUGUGCAUGCUCUACCGCCGCGUCUAUCAGUCCUCCUCGGUUCAGUUCACCUGGGGCAGCCUGCACAUCCUCUUCCUCGGCGGGCUGACGUACCUCUACUGCUUGUGGCGCUCCAAGCGCGUCCGGGACUCAACGAGGCAGGCCGACGUCGUCACGACGUGCAUGGCGUGCACCACCGUCCUCAUCAUCAUUGCCGAGCGGUGGAAUUUGGCGACGUCGUACCGAGACAUCUUUGAGGCGCUGUCGCAGCGGACGAUCAGCAUGAUUUGUAAUGAUGGGCAGAAGCCGGCGGCGGCGGCGGCGCCUGGUGGCGUUAAUAACACUUCGUUGCCUGCGAUCGGGCCGGGCCCGGGGGCGGAGGCGGAUAUGCAUGCUGCUUUUGGUGGUGGUGCAGCGCCUUCGAUGCAGGACUGGAUUAUGGGGUUAGAUGACUUGUCGAUCCCGCAAGAGUCGGAGUGGCUGGUGCAAGAGUUGCUUCAAGGUGUUCGGGAUUAUUAG
Messenger RNA from Colletotrichum fioriniae, 1731 nucleotides. NCBI's taxonomy places the organism in Eukaryota, Fungi, Ascomycota, Sordariomycetes, Glomerellales, Glomerellaceae. The record is from RefSeq and is a predicted model, not a curated record.